GGUGUCUCUGCUCCUGGUUUCAACAUCUGGAGCGUGUUUGUUUUGGUUUUUAAAGUUCUGGUUGGUAGCUUUACAAAUAAACAGCUGAUCCGUUAUUCCGAGCUUUACAGUUGACUGCGGUAGUUUCCAUAAAUUUUGGUUCUGUUUCGUUUGAACUCUGACAUUCUGCUGCUGUUCUGAUUCUUCUGAAUGCAGAACCCGAGGAAAGGGUAACCCGAAGCCCGGGGGUAACCUGAGGAAAGUCUGGAAGAGCUUGGAUUUGAUGUUGUGCCAACAGUGCCAUCAUGAAUAUUCUGCCGAAGAAAAGAUGGCAUGUUCGCACCAAAGACAACAUCGCUCGAGUGCGUCGUGACGAAGCCCAAGCAGCCGAGGAGGAGGAAGAACGCCAGCGACGCAUCGCGUUAGCCGAACAAGAAGCACGCACAACUCUCCUGCGGGAGAAAGCCAAAGCCCGGAAUGCAGUGCUGUUGGGUGAGAAGUUUGUCAGUGAGUCUGCUUCGUCCCUGCCUGCUGAGGACGCUGACAACGAGGAUAUUCGUGAUGCCACCGUUGUCAGUGCAGAGGGUUUUCUAUCCGAGAUCUUUCCUUCCGAUCAGGGAGCACAGGAACAUGUCAAUCUGUUCACAGAUGCGGAGAAAUUCGGGAAGGGAUCCACUGUCGUCAAUGCGGAACAUGAGGCCGAGAAACGUGCGGAAAAGGAGAAGUAUGAAAAGAGCAUUGGCUACCUCACGUAUCUUGGACAGAGUGCACAAGAAGCACAACAUGCUGCACCUUGGUACGCUCUCUCUCAUGAUGAACGCCGCGACAUCCCGACCUCCAGCGGCUUAACCAUACCGCAUCGCGUUGAACCGCAAAUUAAAUCCUCCGAUGACAAAAUCAAGGAUUUCUACGAUCCAAUCAACGCGAUAAAGGCCGCUGCAAAGCGGGAUUCCGCUCGAGAGGUUAAGCGCACACAACCGCAAUUUCCGCCUCGUGCCAUAGCGUUUACCCCGGCUAACUCUUCUACACGGAAAGAUAUUAUUCGUGCGGAUAAUGCAAUGAUUAAACGUGAAUCAUCGCCUAGUCCGUCUCGGAAAUCAAAGAAGAAACACAAAAAGCGGAAGCAUGCAGAUGCGACGGAGGAUGAUCCAGUCUCUACUGCAUCGAUUCCUUCCGCCGCCGUCGCGUCACAAAACAUCAACCAGUCAAAAAGCAUAGAAACCCUGCGAGCUGAACGUUUGCGGCGUGAAGCGGAAGAGAAGAGACGAACGCUGCAGCUUUUGGCAGUGAAAAGUGGUGCGCCCAUUAAGUCGGAGCCGGUGCCUGCUGAUGAUCGGAGUCGGACGUCCAGAGGCUCGCAGAAGUAUAAUUCUCAGUUUAAUCCCCAUAUUGCUCGGCAGAAUGUCGAUAAUAGAUAUGGGUACUGAUACAAAAUUUAGGUUAGGAUAUGAUUUUGUUAAAGGUGCCGCUGUUUACUUAGUACCUAGUGUUUUUAUGUGGAAAUGGUUGAUGUUGUACGCUUAUGCCAUGCUACCUAAUACGGUGUGUAUUAAAGCGGUCGAGCA
Paramacrobiotus metropolitanus is the source of this 1544-nucleotide messenger RNA. Its product is annotated as leukocyte receptor cluster member 1 homolog. The record is from RefSeq and is a predicted model, not a curated record. Bases 285 to 1406 code for a protein of 373 amino acids. NCBI's taxonomy places the organism in Eukaryota, Metazoa, Tardigrada, Eutardigrada, Parachela, Macrobiotidae. The transcript is spliced from 6 exons.